Molecule: messenger RNA, 1648 nt
Organism: Pseudopipra pipra
Lineage: Eukaryota; Metazoa; Chordata; Aves; Passeriformes; Pipridae
Gene: TMEM171
Product: transmembrane protein 171
Exons: 7
Coding region: 553-1554 (333 amino acids)
Source: RefSeq, a predicted model, not a curated record
GGGCGGGGCGCUGGGCACAGGGGAGGCGGUGCUGCUGCGCCGCCGCUGCCCCGGGCGGCUCGGCCGGGCCCUACCCCGCGCUGCCGGGCGCAGGUGCUUAAAUAGCGGCGCCGGCUGCGCUGCCGCGUCCUUCGCGCCGCGGGAAGGGUGCGAGCGGAGCUGCCCCCGACCGGCGUCUGAAUUAUCAGGAGCGUAAGUGUUCGGUCUUCUUCCUGGAGAGCCCACGGCUCCCCAUACUGCUUCCACAGUGAGCUUUACGCCAUCUCUGUGAGAGGAUGGGGUCUCUUCGGCUAUUCUGCUGACACACAGUAUUCUCGUGACUGAUGCUGGCAUACGACUGGGAGUGCACAGGUUGGCUUUUGAUGGAUGGUAGCCAAGAUCUCCGUGGUUGCUAUUCACCAUGGAGGACAGGAAGCUUAUUUAAGAAGAGAAACAGAAAGGACUUUAUUGCUUGUAGAAGGAGAAGCAAGACUUAUGUGCUUUGAAAAGAUCUGCUGUAGUUUGCUGCCAUUUAAUGCUAACAACUCAUCUGCUUGAAGAGAUUCUGUUGUAAUGUAUCCAGUGGCUGUUCCUGCACCAGGAGGUGAAGGAAAUAAUGGACAGCAUGGGAAACUUAUUUUUUUCCUUUUUGUUUUUGGAGCUGUGUUGCUGUGCACUGGAUUCCUGCUUUCAGUCUUUAUUCUCCAGUCAUGCCCAUCUGGAACCUUCAGUGACUGUAAUGAGGUCCUUAAGGCUGCUGGGCCAGUGCUGGCUGUAACUGGACUGGUUUGUGUUUUACUGGCACGAUCAAGGGCCAAGAUGUAUAUGAGACAAAGACAAUUGCAAAAUGAGCAGGUGUACAGCCUUGUUUUUUGCCAUGGGAACUGUCAGUUUGCCCAGUUUCUCAUAUUUGGAUUCCUGUUUUUAACUAGUGGAAUGCUCAUUAGCAUCCUGGGAAUUUGGGUUCCUGGUUGCAGCCCUGGCUGGCAUACCGUACAAUUCAACCACACCGGCAGUUCUGAUGUGAACCUCCAGGGCUGUGGAUUCCUGUCACUUCAAAUCAUGGGACCUUUGAUUGUGCUCACUGGGUUGUGUUUCUUCGUGAUAGCUCAUGUUAAAAAGAAACAAAACUUAAAUCUCAACCACGAAUCUUGUGAAAGUGAAGAACAUCCUCAGAGCCCUGAAUCUUUUCACGUUACAGUAGGUGACGCUGUAAUGGUAUUCCCACCCCCACCACCUCCUUAUUUUGCUGACCCUAUGUCACCAACUGUGACACAUUGUCUUAUGUCGAGUGUUUUGCCUGCAAGUGAAAAUCCUCCACCAUAUCACUCUAUCUUCACUAAUGGAGCACAACUUGCAGAUGAUGAAAGAAUGGUUGCUGUUAGAGACUAUGAAACCAUAUGUACAAUUUCUGGAAGCAGCUCACCUUCAGAUAUUUUACCAAUGCUAUACCUCUGCUCUGAAUCUCCUCCAAAAUAUGAAGAAAAAGCAUCAAUAACAAAUAAUGAAUAUUCACCAUCUUCUUCCUCAUCUUUUUCAUCUAUUUCCUUAGCCACAUCUGACAUCAGCUCAUAGAAGACUCAGUUGACUUAAUUUUUAAAUUAAAUUGUACACAGAGAUUUACAAUUUUUGAAUUUAUUUACAUUUUGUAAUAAAAGCAAUAAUGUUG